This is a messenger RNA of Penicillium bovifimosum, 1893 nucleotides long. Its product is annotated as endopolyphosphatase. Gene Ontology annotation, cellular component: fungal-type vacuole; membrane. The record is from RefSeq and is a predicted model, not a curated record. Gene Ontology annotation, biological process: polyphosphate catabolic process. The transcript is spliced from 2 exons. NCBI's taxonomy places the organism in Eukaryota, Fungi, Ascomycota, Eurotiomycetes, Eurotiales, Aspergillaceae. Gene Ontology annotation, molecular function: endopolyphosphatase activity; exopolyphosphatase activity. The coding region runs from base 1 to 1893 and encodes 630 amino acids.
AUGCAGUCAAUUCUCUUGCUGCUGGGCCUCUUUGCCGACGCCAUCUCCGCCAGCCCCUUGGACCAACAGCAGCCGUUGGCCGACCGUCUUGGUCCAGUCGAGGCGCCCACUGCCCAGGUGCUGGCGGAGGGCUCAGGCAAACCUCUCCGGGGACGAUUUCUGCACAUAACUGAUUUCCACCCCGACCGUUUAUACAAGACCGGCACCUCGAUCGAUCGCUCGUGCCACCACGGUGAUGGUGGCGCCGGGUACUUUGGAGCCGAAGGCACAGAUUGCGAUGCACCACUAUCACUUGUGAAUGAAACGUUUCGAUGGAUUGAAGAAAAUUUGAAGGAUCAGAUUGAUUUUGUGAUUUGGACUGGAGAUUCUGCACGACACGACAAUGACGAGAAGCUCCCUCGCACAGCGGAUGAGAUUGUGGAGCUUAAUGAAUUCCUUUCCCAGAAAUGGGUAAGCAUCUUCGGUCAGGAGGGCGUUCGUGAGACCUUGAACGCUAUGCCCAAGAUGUCCAUUCCCGUGAUCCCGACAUUCGGUAACAACGAUAUUAUGCCCCACAACAUCUUCCACGAGGGGCCGAACAAGUGGACAAAGCGUUUUGCGGACAUAUGGAGCCCAUUUAUUCCAGAAGACCAGCGUCAUACCUUCGUCGAAGGCGGCUGGUUCACUACGGAGGUGGUUCCCAGCCGGCUGGCGGUGAUCAGUUUGAACACGAUGUACUUUUUCGAUUCCAACAGCGCUGUGGACGGAUGUAACUCCAAGUCCCAACCUGGAUACGAGCACAUGGAGUGGUUGCGAGUGCAGCUGAAAAUCCUUCGCAGUCGCAAUAUGAAAGUCAUUCUCAUGGGCCAUGUACCCCCCGCCCGGUCAAGCGAGAAAAAGAACUGGGACGAGACGUGCUGGCAGAAAUACACACUUUGGAUGCGCCAAUACCGCGACGUUGUCGUCGGUAGUAUUUACGGACACAUGAACAUUGAUCACUUCAUGCUGCAAGAUAGCAAUAAGGUCGACAUUGAUUCGGAGGCCGAUGGGAAGGUGUCGGUUACAUCCAAGGCGGACUAUCUUCAGUCGCUUCGAAACCAGUGGUCCUCUCUACCAUCUCCUCCGCCUGGAGUUUUUGAAGAGCUUGGCUCCUGGCUGAACUCAGAAGAUGUGUCCGAACUUGAACCGUCGAAGAAAAGAAAGAAGAGCAAAAAGAAGGAACGGAAAAAGACGAAGUUUUUGGAGAAGAUCGGAGGCCCCUGGGCGGAACGAUACAGCGUAUCGCUGGUGUCUCCCAGUCUUGUCCCGAACUUCUUCCCCAGCCUGCGCGUGAUCAACUACAAUGUCACAGGACUAGAUGAUGCUACACAUGGAGCUGAUGCAUUCUCUCCUAAGAUUGAGGGGAGCCUGCUCGAAGUUGGUACGUUCGAGGUUGACGCAGAAACCAGCGACAGUCCACUCGCUUCUCCUGAAACCCAGAAGAAGAAACACAAGGGGAAGAAAAAGAAGCCCAAUUUCAAAGUCCCCGAGCCACCCUCCCCAACCGCUCCUCCCGGCCCGGCAUACUCCAACCAGGCAUUUACCUUCCUCAGCUACACCCAGUACUUCUCGAAUAUAAGCAAGAUUCACGAAGAAAUCGCAGCGGGCAAACGAGGUGACAAUGCUCGCCUGGACUUCGAGAUCGAGUACACCACGAACGAUGACGUGUACCGAAUGAAGGAUCUGACGGUGCGCAGCUUUUUCCAACUGGCAGCCAAACUUGGCGAGGAGAAUGAAGAUGCCAAAGGAGGACAACUUAGCGACCUUGACAGCCCGGCUGAUUGGUCUGUCGCUAAGAAAAAGAACCCCAAGAUCGACGUCUGGCGCGCUUUUUUGAGGCGCGCUUACGUUGGGUUUGAAAAUAUUGAUGAUUGA